Neurospora hispaniola is the source of this 993-nucleotide messenger RNA. Its product is annotated as major facilitator superfamily domain-containing protein. The coding region runs from base 1 to 993 and encodes 330 amino acids. Lineage: Eukaryota; Fungi; Ascomycota; Sordariomycetes; Sordariales; Sordariaceae. The transcript has 4 exons. Gene Ontology annotation, biological process: transmembrane transport. The record is from RefSeq and is a predicted model, not a curated record. Gene Ontology annotation, molecular function: transmembrane transporter activity. Gene Ontology annotation, cellular component: membrane.
AUGUUGGGCUUCGACUGGUCCUCCCAGAAGGGUGCAACCUCUGAGGUUGAUGCCCGAUAUGACUUCAAUUCAGAACUACCUACCCCGGACAUCUUGGCUCCCCGUGGCGCAGUACCAACGAUCGCGAACCAAGAACCGGGUCCCUGGAUCCCGAGCACUCAAGACGGAAGCACCCAUGCAAGCAGUCAAGCGAACGAGGAAAAGACCGUCGCCAACAUCGACCAUGGCUGGAGACCCUGGCUCGUCGUGAUCGGGUGUUUUUGCCUGAUUGUUCCCUCCUACGGGCUACUCAGCAGCAUCGGGCUCUUUCAGACCGAAUGGGAGCAACAUCAGCUUCGCGGAUACUCAAAGAGCGACAUUUCAUGGAUCAUCUCUGUCUUUGGUUUUCUCGACUGUUUCUUUGCCGCACCAUGCGGGAUCCUGUUCGAUCGCUUUGGGCCACGUUCACUCUUACUGGUAGGCAGUACGAUCUACGUUGCUUCCUUCAUUGGCUUGGCUUUCUCAACCACUUAUGGUCAGUUCAUGGCCUGCUUCGUAGUGGCGGGCAUAUCAUGCGCUGCCCCCACGACGGUAGGGUUCACUGUGGUCAGCCAGUGGUUCAAGAUACGAGAAGGUCUUGCCACAGGGUGUGUCACAGUCGGCUCUGCGGUUGGAGGAAUCUUUUUCUCCCUUGUCCUCCAAGAGCUCUUCAAUAGAUAUGAGUGGAGGACAGGCGUUCUCAUUCUUGCCGGCAUCAUAAUGGUCUUCAUGAUCAUUGGGAAUUUUCUUGUUGAGCGGAACGAGUCACAACCAACCGGCGCAAAGACUGAAGACAGUUGGGACUUUACGGCGAUCAGGGAUAUGAUUAUAUCCCCGAAAUUCUGGCUAGUUUGCUUCAGCAUUUUUGCAUAUGAAAUGGUUUUGUUCAGCCAGUGGGGAUCGAUUCCCUCAUACGCCGUCUCUACUAACUUUGGCGACAAACAGUUCUACCUCAUGACGACUUACAACUUGUAA